GGUCAAAACUCUCAAGUCCCUAGGUAAAACUGCUGAGUACCUGACAUUUGCGAAAUACCUGGUGAUUUUGCGGCGGCGAGGUAUUAAUUCUGUCAUUGGCCUGGUGUUGUGGAUGUUUUCUUUUCCCUCUUUGCCCGGCAGCACAAAGGGUGUUCCCGUGGGAUUUGGUAGGGCGGGUAGGAAGCCUAUACUAUCUUAUAGUAUGUUUGUUUGAUGCAAAAGAACUGUGUCAUGGCCUCACAAGUCUAUUAGGUGUAUCCUGUGGUUACUGGUUCCAAAUUAAAUGUUUGUACACAAAGGAGGUGAUUUGAAAAACUAGGCAGGUUCUUGUUGCCACACAAAGCAUGCUAGUGUUCUAGCCUUGUAGGUAACCAGGCAAGAUACAUGGUUCACCUAUGAUUUAGUUCUUUAUAUGCCUCUGUGCAAAACUAAUCUAAAUAAACCGCAAUGUGUUGUCAUUGAUUAAUAUCGGUUCGAUAGACUGCGCCGGUUGCGUGGCUUAUAUAUGAUGCUUUACAGCGGUUGGAUUUCACCAGGGCAAGUAGUCAAAGAAAGGCACAUGGAAUUCAGGAAGCACCCAUUGCGUGCAUUUGAUGGUUCAGAGACGAGCAAGACAAUUCUUGAUGUAUCAGGUUUAUAUGGUGGUGAUGGAGGAUGAUCCAGUCAUUUCUUACAAAGUGAACCGCAAGCAUGCCAUGAGAGGCGAGGAAGCUCAGAAGUACAAACGAGUGGCCACAACAAAGCAUGACAGCUUCCUGGACUCAUUUCUCCCAAUGGGAUCUUACAAGAAACUGUACAGUUACACUCACUUGAUUAAUGGAUUUGCUCUUCAUGCUGAAUCUGAGAAGACGGUUAGAAUUCUUAGCCGGGCAAAAGGAGUUAGACUUAUCCAAGAAGACAUCAAAAUGGCCAAGAUGACAACACACACUCCAAAUUACAUUGGAGCUAGUGGAGUCUGGCCACUACUGGGUGGUGCUGAAAAUUCUGGUGAUGGGGUGGUGAUUGGCAUGAUUGAUACUGGCAUCGACCCCAAGAACCCAAGCUUUGUUAGCAGUAACAUGUCAAGCCAAGCAAAAUCACCACCAGCUAGUUUCAAAGGAAUGUGCCAUGCUGGGAAUAGGUUUCCUCCAGAUUCAUGCGGUGGUAAGAUAGUGGGAGCUAGGUGGUUUGCACGUGCUGCGCAAGCGACUGGAGAGUUCAAUGCUACAAUUCACUACGCAUCUCCUUACGAUUCAGAUGGUCAUGGCAGCCACACCGCAUCGAUUGCAGCUGGGAAUUUCCAUACGCCAGUAAUAUCCAGAGGCUACAGCUUUGGGUAUGCAAGUGGCAUGGCCCCUGGAGCUCGACUCUCAAUCUACAAAGCUGCAUAUCCUUUCGGUGGAUAUAUGUCAGAUGUGAUAGCUGCAGUCGACCAGGCUGUAGAGGAUGGUGUGGAUGUUAUAAGUCUUUCUAUGGCUCCUUCUUCAGUUUCAUCUGGGCCAGCAUCUUUCCUCAAUUUGCUUGAGGCACAACUUCUCCUUGCCACAAAAGCUGGAGUCUCAGUUGUUCAAGCAGUUGGCAAUGGAGGCCCCGAUGAGAACACAGUCGUUUCUUUCAGCCCAUGGAUAUUAAGUGUUGCUGCUUCGACGACAGACCGGAAGUAUAGAAAAUCAAUCAUAAUCGGCAAUGGGAAAGCCUUCUCCUGUGGCACUCUUUCUGCACCAACACCAGGUGAAAUAAUGUACCCACUAGCAUGGGCUGAUGAUGUGAUAGUUGAGAAUUCAACCGACGAAGGGUCAAUCAAAUGCCUAGAUCCAAGGAUCUUCAUCAAACCUCUUGUCCAGGGAAAGGUGAUUAUUUGCAUGUUCGACUCAUCAGACUACUAUGAUGAUGUGAGCCUUGCUAGCAUCAUCGAUACGAUUCAGAAAAUUGGGGCUGCUGGAGUCAUUGUUACUGAUCGUUCUACGCACGACGUUGACAUUGAAUUUGAGCCUACAUUUCCCACAACAGUUCCUUCAGCCAUAGUCCUGAAGGGUUCUGACAUGAGGGCUCUAAUGCAGUACUACAACAAUAACACGGUUCGAGAUGAAGACGGAAACGUUCUCAGCUUCGGAGCCACUGCUCGGAUUCUGGAGGGACGGCGUGCAGCCUACACGGGAGAAGCACCUGUCGUCGCCGAUUACUCGUCGCGGGGACCGGACGUGGAGAACUCGCUGAUGCAGCCAGCAGAGGUGCUGAAACCGAACGUCAUGGCGCCAGGGCAUCUUAUAUGGGGAGCCUGGAGCCCGACGAGCUCCGCGCUGCGGGAGAUCCACGGCGAGAACUAUGGGCUGCUGUCGGGCACAAGCAUGGCGGCCCCGCACGUCGCCGGGGUGGCUGCCCUGAUCAAACAGAGGCACCCGACGUGGAGCCCCGCCAUGAUCAUGUCCGCGAUCAUGACGAGCGCAGACGCGACCGACCGGUCGGGCUGGCCCCUGAUGGCGAGGGGUGACGAGGGCUCCCUCAGCCCCGCGACGCCGUUCGACAUGGGCGCGGGCGCCGUCAACGCGGCGCGCGCUCUGGACCCGGGCCUGGUGUUUGACGCCGGGUACCGGGACCACCUCCAGUUCCUGUGCGCGGUGCCCGGCGUUGACGAGGCUGCGGUGCUCCGCGCGGUGGGCGCGCCGUGCCCUCCCCGGCCGCGGGCGGGGGCGGGGGUGGUGCGCUGGUGCUCGGACCUCAACUCGCCGAGCGUGACGGUGGCGAGCCUGGUGGGGUCGCGGCGCGUGGACCGGCGGGUCACCAGCGUCGGCGCGCACAACGAGACGUACAUGGCGUACGUGCGCGCGCCGGAGGGCGUGGCGGUGCGCGUGUCGCCGGCCGAGUUCUCCAUCGCGCCAGGGGCGGCGCGGAUGCUGCGGAUCGUGCUCAACACCACCGCGCCCGGGAACGCCUUCAGCUUCGGCGAGGUGGUGCUCAGGGGCGACAGGAAGCACCGCGUCCGGAUCCCCCUCGCCGUCUACCCCGCGGCGGCGCUGAGCCGGUGAACUCGCGGCACGAAACCAUGCCACACCUAGCUCAUAAUGAAAUAAAGCACGUGUGUUCUGGUGCACACUCGUUCCCGUUCGAAAAUGCAGAGCAGAGGCUGCCUGCCUUUGUGGGGGAGCGCGGGAAGUCUCGUGACAUUCGAAUGUUCAGAACGGGUCGAACUCGAGACAAAGCUAGUCUUGGCUCUUGAGAUCGUGAGCAGGCAAAACCACUCCCCGUUUUAAAA
Panicum virgatum (switchgrass) is the source of this 3232-nucleotide messenger RNA. Its product is annotated as subtilisin-like protease SBT2.5. Lineage: Eukaryota; Viridiplantae; Streptophyta; Magnoliopsida; Poales; Poaceae. Gene Ontology annotation, biological process: proteolysis. The transcript is spliced from 9 exons. Bases 594 to 3005 code for a protein of 803 amino acids. The record is from RefSeq and is a predicted model, not a curated record. Gene Ontology annotation, molecular function: serine-type endopeptidase activity.